AUGAGCCAGACCGCAAAGCAGCUGCCAAUAAAGGAGUUUGACACAUCACUGAACCGGCUUGAAAAAGAGAAUUUUGAUUUGAAGCUGCAAAUAUCUCACCUAAGAUCAAAAUUAAAUGAGCUAACUAACUCAUCCCUCACAUUCAUUCCUACCUGCGACUGCAAAAGAACAAAAACAGAAACAAAGGAUGUUUUGUCUGAGGUAAAAGUGGAGAUGAAAAAUCUUUUGGACCAGAACGAAAUCAUGAAGGCGCAGAACACAGACCUGCUGGAAAAGCUUGAGGAUAUUCAGAGAGAAAACGAGUCUUUGCGGAAAGACUGUGUAAAGCUGUCGCAGCACAUAAGCGAGCAGACGAAAAGAGAGGCUGAAAGUAAGAAUGUUCUGCACGAAAUGAAGGCAGAAAUUGAGACUGUAAAGGAAGAAAUGGAAGAGGUUGAAAAGAUAAAGCAGCAGAAUAAAAUGCUUAAGGAGGAGUACAUGAGCUUAGAUCGAAUCGCAAAAAAGCUGGAGACAGAGUAUAAAGAGGAGUACUCGCAGUUUACCUCUGAGAAUGCAUCACUUCAGAAAGUUAAUAGCGAAAUGAGGGAGAGAAUAAAGAAAAUGGAAAGCCAGCUAGAAGAGCAGGCGCAGAGAAAUGCGCAGCUUGCAAGUGAGAACCAUGCACUCUGCAUAGAAAGAAGCGAACUCCAGCAGAACACAAGGACUUUAGAGUCUCUUAGGCAGAACAUCCAAAACCAGCUGCAUGUAAAGACCGACGAAGCACUCAAAACAAAAGAGAUCGGUGAGAAGCUUGUAAAUGAACUAAAAUCAAAGAGCAAGCAUGCACUGCUGCAGAAAGAAGAGGUGGAAAGAAGAGCCGAAGGAAUAAUAAAGAACAGAGAUAUGACAAUACACCAGCUAAAGGAUUUAAUAGAAAGGUCAACCACUGAGAUGCAAAAUGUAAAUAUAAAAGUGUCUGCCAUCCAGAGCGAAAUGGGGCAUUACAUUAAAUAUCUUGUGUCACUCAUUCACAGAAUAGCCAAGUUCUCUGGAGAGAUGGAUCGGGCGAAAAUGCUCUCUGCCUCUACUUUUGGGCAGUAUAAGUCCAGAGUCAUUCAUAUACAGAAUGAGCAGUCACAUAGGCAAGAUCUGAAGUCCCAGAGAGAAAAGGAGACCAUGCAAGACGUGGUGCUUGAUGCAAAGAGAGAGAUUGAAAGGAUCCAGGCAGAGAAGGAUAAGCUACUUGCAGAGCGGGAAGACCUGAUUGGCCGGCUGCACAUCACGCCAAACACGCUCAAAAUCGCCAAAGACCUGGGAAUAAACGAGUUCACAACGAUAGACAAUCUAUUCAUUACAUGGAAGACCUCGCAGGACCAGAUAGUGGAAGGCAUAACCAGAAAGCACAAAGCAGAAGGAAUGGAAAGAAGCAGAAAACUCGAGGAGUUCCAGACUAAGCUGCAGGCUGCUCUCUCUGAGCUUAAUUUAUGCAGGGCAUAUCUUGAAGAGAAGAAAAACAUUAUCAAAUCGAUUAGAAAGGCCCAAGGCCCCUCUUCUUUGCUGAAUAGAAUAGAUGUGUCAAAUAAGUAG
Messenger RNA from Nematocida ausubeli, 1566 nucleotides. RefSeq lists its product as uncharacterized. The transcript has a single exon. The record is from RefSeq and is a predicted model, not a curated record. Bases 1 to 1566 code for a protein of 521 amino acids. Gene Ontology annotation, cellular component: microtubule organizing center. NCBI's taxonomy places the organism in Eukaryota, Fungi, Microsporidia.